Messenger RNA from Triticum aestivum (bread wheat), 1378 nucleotides. RefSeq names its product putative hydrolase YtaP. Bases 81 to 995 code for a protein of 304 amino acids. The transcript has 12 exons. The record is from RefSeq and is a predicted model, not a curated record. Gene Ontology annotation, biological process: proteolysis. Gene Ontology annotation, molecular function: serine-type peptidase activity. NCBI's taxonomy places the organism in Eukaryota, Viridiplantae, Streptophyta, Magnoliopsida, Poales, Poaceae.
UGCCUCUGUCCGUGGAGCAAGGGACUCCGGUGACGAAGCCGCUGUUCCAGGGCGACUGGCCUCUGGGGCCCAGAGAGGCCAUGGAGUCGUGCCCGAGGAAGGAGGUGGAGGACUUCCACGAGAAGCUGGUCGAGGAGAAUUUCUUCCUGAUUACCGAGUCAGGUGAGCAGGGGCGUGUACCUGUACUUCUGCUGAAACUCAACGACAGUACUGCUCCCGAAAGGAAGCCGGUUGUUGUGAUACUGCACAGCUCUUACAAAUGCAAGGAAUGGGUGCGUCCACUGCUAGAGGCAUAUGCCUCCAGGGGUUAUAUUGCUGUUUCCAUCGAUUCUCGCUAUCAUGGUGAAAGCGCCAGCCACAAGAAUACUUACACCGAUGCACUGAAAGCAGCUUGGAGGAAUGGGGACACGAUGCCUUUUAUUUUUGACACGGCAUGGGACUUGAUAAAGCUUGCAGAUCAUCUUAGUGCAAGGAAGGAUGUCGAUCCCUCAAGGAUUGGGAUUACUGGUGAAUCACUCGGAGGAAUGCAUUCAUGGUUUGGUGCUUUCGUGGAUACACGGUACAGUGUUGUUGUUCCGAUAGUUGGUUUUCAGGGAUUUCGGUGGGCAAUAGACAAUAACAUGUGGGAAGCCAGAGUUAACAGCAUCAGGCCUGUAUUUGAAGAGGCAGCAACUGAUUUAGGGAAGAGUGAAAUAGAUUCGGAGGUUGUGGAGAAGGUUUGGGACAGGAUAGCACCUGGGCUUGCUUCACGGUUUGAUGCACCUUACUCGGUUCCCCUGAUUGCACCACGUCCGCUCCUCCUCCUAAAUGGCGCUGAAGACCCUUGUUGCCCUAUCGCUGGUCUACAAGAGCCUGCUUCCAGAGUUGCUGAAGCUUAUGAAAAAGCUGGUUCUGCGGAGAAGUUCAAGUUCAUCGUGGAGCCGGGAGUUGAACAUAUGUUAACGGCGAACAUGGUGAAGGAAGCGAGCGAAUGGUUCGACCGAUUCCUGCAGUAGCUCGGGGUUCGGGAUGCUUCAUGGAGUGCACGGCCUCAAUAAAUUGUCCUCACUUUCGGAUCACUGUCGUUGUUGAAUAAAUCCCUUCGCCGUGAUGGUGCGUGCGCGGCGAGUUCGCCUAGACCACGGUGACCGCGCUCGGCACUCGUUGGAUCGUGGGAUGGCGCGGUCCGCAAGGAGGCCGGGUACUGCGCGAUCUCGUGGCCAUUUUUCCGUCGUUGCUACUAAUAACAAGAGGAGUGCAGUGAAAAGCCGUGAGGUUUUACGCAGCACAAAUUCUGUGUGCUCCACAGACUUGAUUUGUUCCAUCAUUAUCUAGCUAAUCGCUACGCUAUAUUUCUCCAUUUGAAACGACACAGCAUAUGUGAGCAGUUUUUUUAUCA